AAAAAAAAGUGCCGCCGUCCGGACGCCUGCACUCUCUCUCUCCCUGCUGCUGUCGCUGCUGCUGUCGCUGUCGCCGCCGCGCAAUUGCCGCUAUUCGACAACUCGGACCCCGCCCGUCAGUCUUCCCCCGUCGAGUGGCCCGCGCUGCUUCGACUCGCGCGCCGCCUGCAUACCAUCCAGCCUUCAAGCUCGCUUCUUGACCCGCCGCCUGCCAAGCGAUAAAACGCCUCCCCCCCCCUACGCUGCAGAUAGCUCCCGCCAGGACUAAAGCUACCCGGAAGUUGUUGAGCUGUCCCAACGGGUCCUAGAACUCCGCCGUUCGCUUCUCGCCUUCCCGCAGCCGCCCCAUUGCCUCCGCCGAGCAGGGUCGUGUCCAACUUUAAUCAGACGACGACACGCAUUGUACCUCGACCAUGGCUGCACCCGCGACCCAAUCCUUGAAGUGCGUUGUGACGGGCGACGGUGCCGUGGGCAAGACAUGUCUGCUCAUCUCGUACACAACCAACGCCUUCCCGGGAGAAUACAUCCCCACAGUCUUCGACAACUACUCUGCAAAUGUCAUGGUAGACGGAAAGCCAAUAAGCCUGGGGCUUUGGGAUACCGCCGGACAGGAGGACUACGACAGACUGCGGCCGCUCUCGUACCCCCAGACCGACGUCUUCCUCAUCUGCUUCUCCAUCGUCAGCCCCCCGUCGUUUGACAACGUCAAGGCAAAGUGGUAUCCAGAGAUAGACCAUCACGCGCCCAACGUCCCCAUCAUCCUCGUUGGCACAAAGCUCGACUUGCGGGACGACGAAGCGACCAAGGAGUCGCUGAGGCAGAAGAAGAUGGCUCCCAUCCAAUACGAGCAGGCCGUCAUGGUCGCAAAGGAAAUCAAGGCGCAAAAGUACCUCGAGUGCUCUGCGCUCACACAGCGCAACCUCAAGAGUGUCUUUGACGAGGCGAUCCGCGCCGUCCUCAGCCCCCGUCCCCAGCAGUCGGCGGCCAAGAACAAGAAGAAGUGCACCAUUCUAUAAAGUGGCAAACACGGGGGCGUUUGGACAAGGCUUGUUUUGGUGUAAUUGCAGAAGGACAAACAGCUUGAAUAUGCGCGUAGAUGACGUCUACGGCUUACUUCAGGAUAGCGGACGGAUGGGCGAGAGUGAUAACAUCAGGAUACCAAAUACGCAGGCAGGACAAGGUGGACGUGACUUUGAAACAUGUCACUGACGAACAAGGAGGCGCUUGCAUGCCGGCAUAUGCGACCAUUUACACGAAUAGCAUUUGCUUUGCAGCAUCUUUUAAUACGCUGCAGUUGAAUCUCAGGAGUCUAGCCAUGGGCUUUUGUGCUGCAUUACCCUUCUUGGGCGUGGAGGGAACCAUAGGGACUGGGGGCUUAGCAUCGGUAGAAGUGUUUAUUGCAUCAAC
Exserohilum turcica Et28A is the source of this 1407-nucleotide messenger RNA. RefSeq lists its product as uncharacterized. NCBI's taxonomy places the organism in Eukaryota, Fungi, Ascomycota, Dothideomycetes, Pleosporales, Pleosporaceae. The coding region runs from base 414 to 1016 and encodes 200 amino acids. Gene Ontology annotation, cellular component: cell projection; plasma membrane; cytoplasmic vesicle. The transcript is spliced from 7 exons. The record is from RefSeq and is a predicted model, not a curated record. Gene Ontology annotation, biological process: actin filament organization; cortical cytoskeleton organization; small GTPase-mediated signal transduction. Gene Ontology annotation, molecular function: GTPase activity; protein kinase binding; GTP binding.